CACAGUGCGGGGAACAGGUCCUUCAAAUGAAAGUAGGACAGCAGAAAUAUGGCAGGCAGGGAGGUUCUCCGAUGACAAUGUUAAGAGAGAGCGGAUCACGACAGCGGCGUGUUCAGCCAGGCACAAUGAUGCAGAAAUAUGGCUGAGAAAUGAUUCCCAGUGAAACAUAAGCUUGUUUGUCAUCAGUUCUUUAUAGUGUGUACAGACAAACACACAGAACACAAAUAUAAUAGAUUCAGAUUCACAGGUGCAUUUGAACGAUAAUCCAAAUUAAUUAGCCAUUCUUAGACCAAAGUAACAAUAAUAAGUGGCGCGUGUUAGAUUUAAAAUCGCUCUGUAAAAACGAGACUUCUCCCUCCGCCUGUGUUGCAGCACAGCUGAAACCAGGUCAUCUUGUUUUCUUUGUGGUAAAUGUAUAGCUGCACGAAGACGCAGAUACGCUGGUCGUUAAAGCACGCUGAUGGCGUUAUCUAACCAAUGCUCAAUACGCAAUCAUUACCAUCGUAUAGCUGUAACCUCCAUGUGCUCCUCAUUUUCAGUUGUGGCCUAUGACACUGAAGUCGGCUGGAUUUUGAGUGUCGGAGCCAUGUUCACCUUCUCACUGUUGGCUCCACUGGGGACAGACGCCACCAGAACAAUAGCGGCACACGUGAUGCUCGCAUUUAAUAAGAGGAAGCCGGUGCUCUCCAAGUUGUUCUCUGUAUCCCUGACUCCAAUAAGAGUGUCUGGUCAGCCUCCGACUAGAAUAGGGCCCAUUUAAAAGAUACAAGUGAGGAGCAGAGCGUAGAGGGGCAGCCGAGACGAUGAUUGAAAUGCCCUGCAGAGCUGAGAUAAGAGUUGAGAAAGAAAUAGCGGUAAACACUACGGAGAGCCCACUCGAAGAACAUUUCCCCCACAUUUAUUCAAAACUUCCUCUUUGAGGAAUAGAUUAAAUGCUCAAGGGCACAUCAGUAAGACCUUAAGUUCUGUGAAAUUAUUUAGAAAUGUAGAAGAAAUGGCGCGGCAUAAAAAAAUAAGUUGUUUUUGUAAGAUUAGCAAAGCACAAAUAGUUUUGCUUUUAAGAGGGGCUGGUUCAAAGGGAAUAAGUUUCCCUUCACCCAGCAGUGAUCCACUCUUAUAAAUAUGAAGGAUUUGAGUUUUGGCACACCAUUUCUUAAUUAUUACUUCAAUACAACACAUUGUAUGUAACUUCUCAGGAAUUAUGAAAAACUGCUUCAUGUGUAUACUGACCGCCACACAUUUUUGAAAGGAUUUCAUUAGAUAUUUGAGGAUUUUUUCCACUUUGAAUCAUAUGAUCCUACAAAAAAAUAUAAGACUCUUUCAUUGGAUUAGCCAGAGUCUCACUCUGCAACUAAUAUGUCGCUGGAUACUGAGUUUAUGUUGGAGCGGAGGAAUGCAGUUCUUACAAUGAUAUGAGAUUGGAUUUUGGUUAUUCUAAUGCCGUGUAGGGCUGCAGCUAACAAUUACUUCCAUUAUUGAUUAAUCUGUCUGUUAUGUUCUCAAUUUAUCAGUUGAUUGUUCAGAAAAUGUCAGAAAAUAUUCAUAAUUUCUUAAAGCCCAAGUUGCCAUGUUCGCAUGCUGAAAUGCUAAAUUCAAUGCUUGUUUUAUUUGCUGACCAACAGUCCAAAACUCCAGAACAAAGACAUUAAAAUAAAUAAUAUAGAAGACUAAGAAAUCCAACAAAUAGUCACAUGGGAGGAGCUUGAUUAUUUUUGGAAUUUUUGCUGGAAAAAUAGUUAAACAAUUGAUGGAUUAUUGUAUAGGUACAGAUUCAUUUUCUAAUUGAUUAAUUUAAUAAUUGUUUAAGCUCUUAACUAUAAGGAUACAGCUUGAUGUCCUUGUCUGAUUUGAAAGGAAAAAUAGUUAUAGUUAUAGGGGUGAAGUGAACGACUGCCUCCAGCUGCUCUGCCAUCACCUCUCUCUCCUCUCUAAUGCUUCCUCCCCCCUCUUUUCUCUUACCAUUGUGACCAACCAGUACUCGUCUUUUCUUUUUGACCCAUCUUGUGGACUCUGCUGCAUCACUGAAGACAAACUGUUUCAGUCUAAAGUGACAACAGUCCGCUUCCUCCCUCCCCCUCCUUGCAGCCCACACAGGCACUGGCCUCUUCCACAGCAGAGACUCUCACACACUGAUGCGGGCAGGGCUUGACAUGCAAAUAUAACCUGAGUAGGCGGCAGCCUGCGAGCAGAGUGUGCAGCAAUGUGAGGACUCUCACAAGCCCCGCCCACAGAAGCCAGUUGCUAAGCAACCCCGCCCGCAAGGGGGGGGGGGGCGGGAGGAGGAGGGGCCGUGAAUUCAACAACUGUUGCCUGAAUCUGAGCUCUCACUGUGUGAAUGCGAGUCGGCCGGCGAGCGCAGUCAGCGAGGGAGGGAAAGAGCGUGAGGUGCAGAGUCUGUGCUUGUGUGUGUGUGUGUGUGUGUGUGUGUGUGUGUGUGUGUGUGUGCGCAAGCGAGUGUGCCGGUGCAGUGUUUUUAAAGUGAACGAUACAUCCGCUCCUCUGCCUCUCUACUUUGGACUAAACCACUAACAAGGACUCACCCUUUGGACUAUCCCGACUCCACUUGCCUUUAAAGGGAACACCUGUGUGUGUGUGUGUGUGUGUGUGUGCGCGUGUGAGCGUGUGAGAGCCGAGACAACGGACUUAGCCCCGGUGAACAGUGGAUGACUUCAGUGGACAAGGGUUUCGCUGGUGGGAAGAGGGGGACUGCCGACCAUGGACUCCCCUCACUAGUAAACGGGCUGUCCUCGCGCUGCUCUGUCCCGUCCCUUCUCAUCCCGGUCUGCUCUCCACUGCGCCCCCUCAUCACCGUUUCCUCUCCCGGCCUCAGUCGCCCGGUGGCUCAUCGGUCGCGGCUCAACAUCUCUCUGAUGGGCGGUGAGGAGGAGCGGCUUUGUCCGGACAUCAUGUGCACGCGGGCCUUUCCUGACCUCGUCCCUGAGUGCCAGCUGUUCCCAGGAGAGGUGGAGGAGCCUGAGGAGGAGGUGGCAGACGAGGGCAGGGAGAGGGAAUCGGACCGAGACAGUGCAGUGGAAAGCACCCAAGGGUCAGACACCUCCGACGGGCCCAUCCGACCUGAAGACAAGGAAGACGCACUGGGGCAUCUCUUUUUCCCUGGGGAGAAGUGUGGUCAGACCAGCGUCUCGGUGACCUCCGACCUGUCCCUGAACGAGGAGCAGUUCGAGGACUACGGAGAAGGGGAGGAACCGGACUACGCUCCCAGCAGCCCCUGCCCGGACGACGAGACUCGAACCAACGGGUGCUCCGACCUCGGCUCAUCCGUUCCCUCUAGUGCGGGCCAGACUCCUCAUAAGGUGCGUCAGCAUUACACCGGUGAAAUGAUGGAUGUCUACUGCUCUCAGUGCAGCAAAAAGGUCAACCUGCUGAACGACCUGGAGGUUCGCCUCAAAAACCUCAAGGCUAACAGCCCCAACAGGAAAAUCACCAGCACUGCUUUUGGAAGGCAGCUGCUUCACAAUAGCAACUUGAGCAGCAGUAACGGCAGCACGGAAGACCUUUUCCGAGACAGCAUCGACUCCUGUGACAUCGACAUCAACGAGAAGGUGAGUUCUCUGGAGAAGAAGGUUGCAGAACUGGAGAGCGAGAUCCUGAUGAGCGGAGAGCUCAAGUCCAGGCUGAAGCAGGAGAACACGCAAAUAGUACACAGGGUUCACGAGCUCGAAGAGCAGCUGAAAGACCAGGAGACGCGAGCAGAGCAGAGCGUGGAGGAGGGCCUGAGACGACACCGGGAGUCCUACAGCAAGAUGGAGAGAGACAAGAACACGCAGAUAGAGCUGCUGACCAACCGAGUGAAGCAGGUGGAGGAGGAGAACAGUGAGAUGAGUCUGAGCUUGUGCCGGUUCAAAUCACAGACGGAGAAACUGGAUGAGGAGAAGCAAAGGAUGACGGACAAGCUGGAGGACACCAGUCUGCGCCUGAGGGACGAGAUGGACCUCUACAAGAAAAUGAUGGACAAACUGAGACAGAACAGACAGCAGUUCCAGAAAGAAAAGGAAGCCAUGCAGGAGCUCAUUGAGGACCUGCGCCGCGAGCUGGAGCAUUUGCAGCUCUUCAAGCUGGAGGCGGAGAGGACCGGCCGCAGUCGCAGCUCUUCCUCUGGGCUGGCGGACUUCAACAGCAGGACCAGGGAGGUGGAGCUCGAGCACGAGAUCAAGAGGCUCAAGCAGCGAUUUGUGUCCCAGGACUUUCUCCCCCUUGAACUCCAGCACCUGGUGUUGUCUGGGGCUCGGCUCCGUCCUGGUCUGAUGGAGAACCAGAAGCUGAGGGAGCAGAACGAUGAGCUCAACGGUCAGAUCCUCAGCCUCAGUCUGUACGAAGCCAAGACGCUGUUCGCCACGCAGACCAAGGCCCAGUCCCUCGCCGCUGAGAUAGAGAACGCCUCCAGAGACCAGUUGAUGGAGGCCCUGAAGGAGCAGGAGGAAAUCAACACACGUCUGCGACAGUACAUGGACAAAAUCAUCCUGUCCAUCCUGGACCACAACCCCUCCAUCCUGGAGAUCAAGGGCGAAUAGCAGUGACUCAACUGGAAUGAGAAUCGGGGGAUCAUUCCAGUUGAUUGGACAGAACCCGAAACCCGGGUCAGGAACCUGUACAGGAGAGCAGAGGGAACCAGAGCCAGGCUCGAGAAACUGGAACAUAUAAAUAAACACGCGUCGCCACCUGCUGUUGGUGGCGGGAAGAGAACCUCUCGAAUGGGAUCCUGUGCUGAACUAAAAGGGAGUUUUAUUUCUCGAGCAGGGAUCGCUCCCUGGCCGCAGGUCAAUGCUACUGUGACUCUUCUACCCUGCUCUGUUUUCAUCCGCUGUCUGUUCUGUGAACUGUAGCUACUGUCAACAACUUCUGAUCUCACGUGACAAAACGGGUGACUUCUCCACUGGAACAUCCUGCGCUAACUGAGGAUCAACAGAGUCGCCCGAUGUAGUACACUGGACUCAUGUACCUUGGCAUGACAACUGGAACAAUGUGACAGACCUGUAUCCUGGUGUAAUACCGGCUGUAUUGUCCACAGAUAGGAUGUUUUAGGAAAAUACAGUGAAACCAGACCCUUUUAGAGGCAUGAAGGCAGACCAGACCAGCGUCGCCUGAUCUAUAAACUGCCCGUCUCUUCUCCCCUGUCACGUAGGCGUUCUCUGAAGAACGCAUGUUGACAUUUAAUUCGGACCGGCGCGUUUUUUUAAGAAAGGAUAGAGAAAGGUGUCAGAAGUGGUCAGAGGGAGAAAACAAUAAGAGCCCCUACGACUACAAGGGAAGCGGAAGAUGUGGGGCGUCAGACGGCAAGCGAAGGAGGGUUUUAAGUGAAGUCGGUGAUGGUUAAUCGAAGGUGAAUUUGUCUUUGUUAAUUCUUGAGAACAUGUCUUCCAGUGAGUCAAUCAGUCCGGUAAGUGGCCCUUAGAGCGUCACUUUAAGGAGCAGGUAGCUGCGACCGAGGAGUGUCUUUGAACUGUAACUUCCAUGGCUGCUAUUUGCUAGCAAUGCAUCGGCUUGAAAUAAAAAGUACAUCGUUGCUAGCAGUAGACCCGAUGACGUUGCACAGAAAUGUAAGGAUAUGAAUGUACAGGGUGUGUGGUGACCGGUGGCCGUUGUCACACGGGUCGACCGAAUCAACUCUCCAUGCUCAGUGAAAUCAACUCAGAUAUUGUACGUGAGCAGCACAGGAGACUCACUUUUUGGUACAACAAAACAAACAAACUGGAAUUGGCAAUCUCAUUGAAGGUUGCAGAUUGUUUUUUAAAAGCCCUCUGAAACUCUCUUGGUACUGUAAAUAUCACGAAUGUACAACUGGAUGUUUCACUUUCUGUGACUUUGAGUCGCUGUACUGGUUCUAGGAUACGUCGUAACACACAGGUACUGUAAUGAAGAGGGCAUCGUUCACGAGAAGGGAAACAAUUACAAUCUGCUGUAUUAUGUAAUUAUUCCAAACUUAAGUUUUGCUUCCUUGCACAAAAAAAAGAAGUUUCCUUUUUGCAUGGUUCCCCUCUCUCUUCUGUCUGUGCCUUUUUGAGGACAUUUUUCAAGACGACGUCGCUAUAGAUUCACAGCAUUUCCAAGGUACGUUCUGUGUUUACGUCUGACAUAUUUCCUUGACUUGUAAAUGUUGUAAUUACAUAUAGUGAUACUUUGUAUUCAUGUGCCACUCACCACUCUUUUUUCAGAUUGAUACUAUAUAAACUAUUUUCUACAGUUUUAUCAAGAAGGAAGCCGGCGUGUCGCUUUUCGGUUUCCUAUUAGAAAAGCGGUAUAGAACAACGCCUUGUAAGGCGCGCAGGCCAGGUUAGCGUCUUGGGAAUAUUUUGUCAAUGUGAUGAUUUUAUAAUGCGGUCGGGAAUGUCAUAUUUCAGGUCUCAGUUCUUUGUUAGUCCUUUGUUAGUCCCUGGUAAGUUAAUUGCUUUUCAAUCUGCUUUAAAAUGGCUUUUAUAUGGUUGUAAACUGUCUUCCUAACUUAAACAAAUGGUGAGCAUUAUGAGCAAUAUUAACUUAUUUACCAAUACCUGUUGAUUUGUGUCUUGUUUUGCUUCACAAAUCUUUUUACUCUAUAGCUGCUCGUUCCAUAUCUUGAUUAAAAAAAAGAAAAAGCAGUAAUUUAAGCUGUACAAUUUGUCACCAACCCAUUUUUGUAGCUCUUAAAUUUUGAAUUAUUAGGGCUAUCUAAUGCAAUGUAGUCACUAUAAACGGCAAUAAAAAUGGCUUUGGCAGUGAGGCUGUCUCAUGAA
Anarrhichthys ocellatus (wolf-eel) is the source of this 6731-nucleotide messenger RNA. RefSeq names its product rab11 family-interacting protein 4B. Gene Ontology annotation, molecular function: calcium ion binding. The transcript is spliced from 15 exons. NCBI's taxonomy places the organism in Eukaryota, Metazoa, Chordata, Actinopteri, Perciformes, Anarhichadidae. The record is from RefSeq and is a predicted model, not a curated record. Gene Ontology annotation, biological process: regulation of cytokinesis; endocytic recycling. The coding region runs from base 2664 to 4532 and encodes 622 amino acids. Gene Ontology annotation, cellular component: midbody; endocytic vesicle; cleavage furrow.